Molecule: messenger RNA, 2245 nt
Organism: Aphanomyces invadans
Lineage: Eukaryota; Oomycota; Saprolegniomycetes; Saprolegniales; Verrucalvaceae
Exons: 12
Coding region: 4-1986 (660 amino acids)
Source: RefSeq, a predicted model, not a curated record
GCAAUGUUUACGCCUCAGCGACCAAAGACGUCUGGAAGAGGGGAUGUUGCUCAACGAGAACCUAAACAAGCCCGGCCAGCCACGACACCGAGCGUGUCUGGAUGGGUCGCGAGUGUUGAUCGCGAGAACAAAGACUACGCUUGCUUUGUCGAGUACUUUGAGACGCAGCUAGAACACGCCAUCAGGUCGUCCGAGCACCAAGGCAACCCGAAUGGGUUUCGUACCUCUGUUGGUUUCGAGCUGCUGGAUAUGAUCGGUCGGCAAUUCAAUCGCUACGACAACUUACUUCGCACUAUCGUCCGCGAGUGCGAAAAAAGCGUCUACGUCAACCCCGAUGCACUGCGCACGCAACGAGGAACGCCGCUCAAGGCCAGUGAUUACUUUGCGCUGCAGCCGUACUUCGUCGAGCUGCAUGUACAGCGAACAGCCCAACAAGCGGUAGACAAUGACAUCGCCAAGUUGGACGGGCGGCACCAGUUUAUGAUGGGGCAACUCUCCACGAAAGAAAACGUUCUCGAAAGAACCUCGCAGCGCUGGGCCCGAACGAUCUUGUUGCAGGCCUUUCGAACGUGGAAUCGAAUCACGCAAGCAAAGCUAAAAGUGCGCGCUUCGAUGCACAAAGCCAUGGCUCGCUGGAAGAAACGGCACUGUACGAUUCUCCUUCGGGCAUGGCGGCAGGCUGUGGUGUCGGAAAAGCAGACCGCCGCAAGAAAGCGGCUAUCUACCCUCACCAACAACGCAGGCGAUUGCAAAGAGUCGCAGCUUCGGCUGGAAGGAUCAAUCAAGCAGCUUCGCGACGACAUUGCGAACCUCAAGGGCUCCAUUGAAAGCCACACGCUGACGCAAGAUCGUCUCCGCUUCACAUUUGCCGACUUAAAGGAACAAAUAUGGCACAGCCAAGAACGACAGCUUCAAACCUUGUCGAACGAGUGGGGCCGUUUGUGCAUGGCUCUCGUCGAUGCCGAAAUCACGUACUUGAGCUACAUGCUCGCAGCAGUCGACCUGAAAGACUAUUGCGAGCCCACGAUGAUGCUUCGACCGCGAGAAGACAAACUGGAGUUACUGCGCGCCCCCGAAGACGUGAUUGUGCUGCGGUGGGCUAGCUGUAUGUUUCACCGUCACAUCCAGUACAACGAAGACCGCGGGAGUGGAGCGAGCAAGGGAACGUCGUCGAAAACGUCGUCGUUGAAUGCCGCUGCCACGUCUGACGCGGAAUACUCUCGAGUUCAAAACUUUACGUCCGAUCUAAAGGGAAUGCUCGUGCUGGGAUCAAUCUUGCGCGUGAUCAAUCGAUCGGUGAAUCAAUUACCCCACGCACACUCCGCCGUCAGCGACGAUUCGGCCAAGGAGUGGUCUCCAGAACAAAUCCUCCACUACUUGCGCGUGCUGCGGUGCCCAGACUACCUCGUGCAGCACCUCGAAGCCCACCUCGAUAAUCCGUCGGCCGAUAUCAUGUACUGCGUGCUAAGCUAUCUCUGUUGCGAAUACACGUGCAUGGUUCCUGCAGUCUGCCCAUGGCAAGAAGCGCUGCAGUCGCUGCACGACGCCAAAGCGGCAUGGGACAACGUUCGCAAGGGCUGGUCGGAACUCGAUACUCCGUUCGACGUGACCAAGCUGGACCGAUUUGAGCCCGACUCGACCCAUGUAACCGUGGUGGCUGUGGCCAAGGAGUCGUUGCAAAACGCUGUGCAAAUGGUACAAUAUGCGUGUGCCGCCCGCGCAGCCAACAUGCAACUAUGGUCGUGCGUCCAGAAACGCGUGCAUGUAAAAGCGAUCGAGACAAUCCUCCAUCGGGCACGCGUCGGCCUUCCCUUCCAAAUGAUGAACCGGCGCGAGGCUAGAGAGCGCGCCAUGUAUACCAACGUGAGCAUCUCCAAGUUGUCCAAGAUCUUGGACGUCGAUGCGUCGGCCGAAGCUUCCAAGUUGGAGGCGAUCUUGUCCGAUCAAGGACGUCCAGCGCAUCUUCAAGUAUUACGCUGCGAGUGACGUCGGCGAUGCUUGCAGCAUGUCCCUGGAUGAGUUCCACCGCUUUCUCAAAGACUGCAAGUUGUUAGCCAAACCGCUUGGCCUUGCCUAUGUGAAGAAGAUCUUUAACGAGAUCAACGAAGUCGACGAAUCGACGGCUCUGGAGGAAGAUGCUGCCGAGAACGACGACAGCGAAGAGGUGGUGUGUCGAGAUGGCGGCACGCAUCCGUCUGACGCAAGUCGCGGUUUUUUAAUGCAGGGGGAACUCGAAUUUGGCCCG